AAUACUCGUCAGAAACAUUUUCGAAUCGCACUCAAUCUUUUCUGAGAAAAUCGCGGCACAUUUUCUCGACGGCCAAACACUCCAGUCCCAGCCUCAUUCGAUUUGAAUCGGUGAAGAAUGUCUACCUCAAACCAGCAGCAGUUUCGGUACACUCAAACACCGUCGAAGGUGCUGCACUUCCGGAACCUUCCCUGGGAAUGCACCGAUGACGAGCUCGUAGACCUUUGUAGCCCCUUCGGCAAGGUCGUCAACACCAAGUGCAACGUUGGCGCCAAUCGGAACCAAGCUUUUGUUGAAUUUGUGGAUCUAAAUCAAGCCAUUUCAAUGGUCUCAUAUUAUGCUUCAUCUUCUGAGCCUGCUCAGAUUCGUGGCAAAACUGUUUACAUUCAAUAUUCUAAUAGACAUGAAAUUGUCAACAACAAAGGCCCAGGAGAUGUCCCUGGAAAUGUCCUACUGGUAACCAUUGAAGGUGUGGAGGCUGGAGAUGUGAGCAUUGAUGUUAUCCACUUGGUGUUUUCUGCAUUUGGCUUUGUACACAAAAUUGCUACAUUUGAAAAGACUGCUGGUUUCCAGGCUCUGAUUCAGUUCACAGAUGCUGAGACUGCUUCUUCAGCUAGGAAUGCACUGGAUGGAAGAAGCAUACCCAGAUACUUGCUCCCCGAGCAUGUUGGUUCUUGUCACUUGCGUAUUUCGUACUCAGCGCAUAAAGAUCUUAAUAUUAAAUUCCAGUCUAAUCGUAGCAGGGACUACACAAAUCCUAUGCUUCCAGUUAAUCAGACUGCUAUUGAUACUGCAUUACAGCCUGUAAUAGGUCCUGACGGAAAGAAGAAAGAACCAGAGAGCAACGUGCUUUUGGCUUCAAUUGAAAAUAUGCAGUAUGCUGUUACUGUGGAUGUUCUUCACACGGUGUUCUCUGCGUUUGGUACAGUGCAAAAAAUUGCCAUAUUUGAAAAGAAUGGUCAAACUCAGGCCCUAAUUCAGUACCCUGAUGUCACAACAGCAACAGCUGCCAAAGAAACUCUGGAGGGGCAUUGCAUAUAUGAUGGUGGCUAUUGUAAGCUUCAUCUAACAUACUCUCGUCAUACUGAUCUCAAUGUAAAGGCUUUUAGUGACAAAAGUAGAGACUAUACAGUGCUGGAUCCUAGUCUGCUUGCAGCACAUGCUUCGGCAACAGCUUGGCAGAAUCCUCAAGCGGCUCCUAUGUACCCAGGUAGUGCCCCUGCUUCACAAGCUCAAGUACCUGGAGGACAAAUACCGCCAUGGAAUCCAACACAGCAGGAGGUUAGGCCGAACUACGGAUCCGUGGCUGGUACUUUUCCUGAUCAAACUUAUGCACUUCCUCCAAUUCCCGGCUAUGCCCCGGCAGCAACACCUGCCACCGCCACCUCACCUCUUGCUCCAAGCAAUCCGAUUGUUCAUAAUGAAAGUUUCAUGGGAAUCACUCAGCCUGGUGUUCCACUGAAUGUAAAUUUACAGUCCAGUGGUGCUUCACCUCCAGUUCCUGGUUCUUCACCUCAUAUGCAAGCCAGACCAUUUCCUCAUGGUUCAUCUCCUGGCCCUCAACCUUAUUAUGGUUAAUAGUUUAUAUUUCAACUAAUGAAAAUCCCUUGCACUCGUAGAAUUUACCCCCUUUUCAAUUUUUCUAGUUGGGUCUUUUUAAGGAAUUAUGUUGAAUUUCAAUUUCAAUUUUUUUAUAUUUUAAGUAUGCCUUUUCUCCUAUUACCCAAACCUUCCCAGUAUUAUCCUUACUCCUUGUAGGGCCUUAUGUUUAUUUUUAUUUCUUCCUAUUUACCAACUCCUAUUUGAUACAAAGGCUCGCAGCAGUAAAUUAUUUCCAUUUCAUUUUAUUUUAUUUGGAUGCCUGCUAUUUUCUUUU
Molecule: messenger RNA, 1876 nt
Organism: Abrus precatorius (Indian licorice)
Lineage: Eukaryota; Viridiplantae; Streptophyta; Magnoliopsida; Fabales; Fabaceae
Product: polypyrimidine tract-binding protein homolog 1-like
Exons: 10
Coding region: 118-1578 (486 amino acids)
Biological process (GO): regulation of RNA splicing
Cellular component (GO): nucleus
Molecular function (GO): mRNA binding
Source: RefSeq, a predicted model, not a curated record